AUAAAAGGAAUUAUAUUUACCAAAAAUGUACCGGAAAGUAACGAAAAUCUUCACUAUUGGCCGGAAAACAUUGUUGUCCAGUAAUGUAAAAGAAAUAGUGCGACCAAUGUCGACAAGGGCGGUUAUAGAAGAAUCAAAGGAAAAAUGGGACUUGUACGCAUCUGUUCUUGUGGAACGUCUACCCAUUGUAUCUAAAAGCUUAAACCCUUUGGAACGAGAGUUCCAGGACCAUUUAUGGCGUGUUGAAUUUGAGAACAGCUUUAAGUCCAAUCACGAACUAAAACAUGAACGUGAUCUACUUCAGAGUGAGUUAAUAAAAAAGGGGAAAAUGGAAGUGGAUCUCGAUGACAGCGUAUCCAAACAGACAGCACAAGAUUUAAAAGAUGCCUACUUGGAGGAAUUGAAAAACUUUCAACCCGCACUUCGUUCCACGGCCGAUGAUGCAGCUAAUCGAACAGCAUCAACUGACCGAUGCUUGGAGGAUACAUUAUAUCUUAUCAUAGAGGAGUCACUAAAUAAACAAGCAACACAGUUGUUACCACAAGGACCUCGUCACGACGGUGAAACCAUGCGACAGGCUGCUGAACGUAUCUUACUUGAAAAAUGUGGUUCCAAACUAGAGGUUAGUUUCUAUGGGAAUGCUCCUUGUGGAUUUUACAAAUAUAAGUAUCCGAUUGAGAUGCGCCAAGGAAGUGUUGGUGCAAAAGUUUUCUUUUAUCGAGCAGCACUAAAUGGUGGUAAAGUAGAUACAUCGGUUGUAAAAAAAUUUGAAUGGCUCUCAAAACCAGAACUAGAGCAGAAAAUUAAGAAUGCCGAUUAUACUGAAAGCAUAAAGAAAUUUUUGUUGUGAAAUGUAUAUGCCUAAAAUAAUAAAAUUCAUUUACU
Molecule: messenger RNA, 885 nt
Organism: Ceratitis capitata (Mediterranean fruit fly)
Lineage: Eukaryota; Metazoa; Arthropoda; Insecta; Diptera; Tephritidae
Gene: mRpL46
Product: 39S ribosomal protein L46, mitochondrial
Exons: 1
Coding region: 26-850 (274 amino acids)
Cellular component (GO): mitochondrial large ribosomal subunit
Molecular function (GO): structural constituent of ribosome
Source: RefSeq, a predicted model, not a curated record